Mytilus trossulus (common blue mussel) is the source of this 2610-nucleotide messenger RNA. Its product is annotated as glutamate receptor 1-like. The transcript is spliced from 6 exons. Gene Ontology annotation, cellular component: plasma membrane. Gene Ontology annotation, molecular function: ligand-gated monoatomic ion channel activity; signaling receptor activity. Gene Ontology annotation, biological process: monoatomic ion transport. Lineage: Eukaryota; Metazoa; Mollusca; Bivalvia; Mytilida; Mytilidae. Bases 279 to 1775 code for a protein of 498 amino acids. The record is from RefSeq and is a predicted model, not a curated record.
UAUCAGAAUGUAUGUUUAUAUAUAUGUUUUGAUAAGCUACAAAUAGCAAUCAUAAAAAUCAACAAUAUAAUCAUUUAUAACAUUCUGAGAGAAAAGUGAAGAGUUCUUGUUAAUGUAAGAAAGGAAGAGAUAAUAUUAACCUCACAGUACAAGCACAAGAUGCGUACGAAUACAUUCUUACAGCAUGCCUCUCGCUGAAUUGUAGUGAAAUGUGAUCUCCUACUGCUGUCAGUAAUGGCAUAAAUGGAAUACAUCAUUAACAAUCAGAAAUUAAAAACAUGGACGCACAGAAAUUCUUAGCAACCACCGUUUUUAUUAUUUUUAAUAGCAUCUUAAUUACAAAGGGAGAAAAACUGAUUGUAUCGACAUUAAUUCAAGAUCCCUAUCUUAUCAACAAAACAAAGUCAGGAAAUGCACCAAAGUACGAAGGGUACAUUAAAGAUUUAUUGGACAAAUUAUCAAAAGAUGUAGGAUUCACGUUCGACUUCAUAUUCCCCGCUGAUGGGGAGUAUGGGAUACAAACUCCGAAUGGUACUUGGACUGGGACGAUUGCUGAUAUAGUGUCAAAGAGAGCACAAAUGAUAGCAGGGUCCUUAACUGUAACGUCUAAGCGUGCAGAUGUUGUGGAAUUUUCGUAUCCAUUCCAAAUUACAAACUUGGUUAUGGUUCUUAGAAGACCAGACCAAGCAAGGUUACCGGUUAUGGACCGGAUAAAACGCAUUUGGUCACCAUUUGAAUCAAGUGUGUGGCUUCUGACGAUUGCUGCUUUCUUUGUCACCAGUUCUGCGAUCUACGUUAUUUCUUAUUUUAACCCUUAUGAUUGGCGUAGAUUGGCACGUGAUGGAGAAGCAACCAUUAGAGAAAGGGAAUCAUUCACUUGCAUGAAUUCUUUCUGGUUUUCUCUAAGUGCAUUAACUCUUCAAGGCUAUGUCAGAAGUCCACGGUCAUUAGGAGCCAGGGUAGUGGUAACUGCUUGGUGGAUGUUUGUCAUCGUUUUCGUAUCGUGUUACAUAAGUAAAUUAACUGGUCUUCUGCAAAUACCUCCUAAUGAAGAGGAGAUUGAAGGAUAUAUGAAGUUUCAAGGUCUUCGAGAUGUUAUUAAUCGAGACAUAAAGUUCAUGGUCAUAAGAGGUGGCGCUGUAGACGAUCUGUUAAGGUAUAACACGCAACAAGAACACAUACAACGACUCGGCGCCGAACUUAAAUCAGGUGGAAGCGGCGAAUAUGUCGACAAUCUCAAGGAAGGAAUAAAAAAGCUUGAAAAUUAUCCUUCCGGUAAAAAAGCUUAUAUCACCGAAUCAUUAAUGGUGAAAUAUCAAACUCAGAGAUAUGGUUGUCAGUUUUAUUUUGUAAACGAGAAAACAGUUAAAAGACAAUACAGUUUAGCAUUUCCAAUCAACUCCACAUAUACUAACACUAUAGGACGAUAUAUUCUACAAUACCAUGAAGAAGGGUACUUAGAUUACUUAGAGAAGAAAUGGUUUACAGGUUCAUGUAACCAGUAUGUAUUUGAAGGCACUGAUGAAAAAUAUAAAAUUCCAGAAUUUCAUCCUUUAGAUACCGCCUCGUUUUCAGGUGUACUUAUUGUAGUAGCUGGUGGAAUCUUGAUUGGUGUAUUAGUCACUAUAGUUGAAUGCCUCAUAUUCAAAUGGGCAGAAUCGGGUGACCCCGUGCACCAUGAGCACGGACAUAAACAAGGAUCAAACCCUGAUGGAAUACAGACAACAUCAUCGUUACUAGAUCAGCAAAACGAUCGAUCUGACACACAAGUAUGAUAAGUCCAAAAAUAGAUGACAAAGUUUGAAUAUGUGACAAUUUUGAUAAACUUACGAAUUAUUGUGAUGAGAAUGUCUUAGAAUAAGUGUCACGUGAUAUUAAAAAAGCUUUACACCAAUUGAACAUAACUUACAUGGUUGUGCCUUAUUCAUUCAAAAAAUUACAACUUAUCAUUAGACGUUGUGUUGUUCAAUUCAAAUUUCGAACCACAGUGGUAAGCCAUAAUGCCAGGGCAUUCAUACAACUUGAUCAGAGCCUUAUUUUUAUAUGUGUGUAUUUUUACAGAGUUUGCUACCUCUUUUUGUGUAUCUUAUUUAUUUAUCUAUUUAUUGAAAUUUAGGUCCUUUGUUUUAUUUGUGUAACCAUGUUUUUUUUAGUUUGGAUUCGUGUUUUUUUCUCUCUUUCACCUUGAAACGGAUUUAAUUUAUUGAGUAUUAGUAUAUAUAUAUAAGACCUCUGCUAUGGACAUUCCAUUAUGUAUUGUAAAGAGAUAUUUACCCAAUAUUUCCAUGUAUAUGGCCAUUGUUACGUAGUUUGUUAAAUAUAUAGUGCAAUAUUUAUUCGACAUAUGUUCCUAAUCUAGAUAAUACUUGUAGAGUUUAUACAUUUGUAGAUAGGUAUUUAAAUAUUGUAUGCUAUUUUGCAGCACAGUUUCCUGAUUUAUCUUUGUGUUUACAUACAUCUGUGGAGAUUAAGAAUAUAAGAAUAAGACCGUAUAUUUUGUGUAGCAACAGAAAUAUUACUUUUUAAGUAUAUUUCUACUUGUCAAUAUUUUUAUAUUUAGUACUAAAGUGUGUUUGUGUGGAAGUUUGUUUAAUAAAAUCCCUGAAAAUA